UUGACUUUUUAUUCAAAAAUAAUGGUAUAUCAUUCAUAUUAUUCCAUUAUAGAACAGCAAAUUAAGUGGAAAGAUUAAAAAGCCUCCAGUUGUUGAAGAAAUAUAAAGUAACUUCAUUAAUUUGAAUAUAGGUAAACCAAGAACAGAAGAAUAGAUAUAAAGUAUUGUAAAAAAUGUUAGGAAUGGAGAUGUAUCUAAUCCAGAAGUUGUCCUAUUAGGAGAAGCUGAAUUAUAAAGAAUGAAGGUAUUAGUUGUAUUUUCUAAUUUUCCAGAACAAUGCUAUCAUAACAACCAAAGAGGAAUAAUUAUACUAAAAGAAAUUGCUUGAAGAAUAAAAAGAGAAGUAGAUGGCUGCAGCAAAAGCCAAAAAGUAGAAAAUGUUACAAAUGGAAGAAGAAAAGAAAAAAUAAGUACCUUUAUCAACAUAAUAAGAAGAAGAUAAGGUAGUUAAAGAUUCACUACUUGCAAGAGUAAAAUUAUGAAUUUUAUUAUUGGAUAGGCAGCAGAAAUAAUGAAUGAAUAGAUGGAUGAUGUAAAAGAAAUGAAUAAAAUGGUUAUGUAUGCAAAAUGUGUAACUGUUCGAGAUAAGCAAUUAUAAGAGAAAAAAGAACUUCAUGAAUAAUAUAAAACAUAAGAGAAACGUAAAGAUUUGAUGAUGGAAAUUGAAAGACUUAAAUCUAUAAAAUAUCAUGAAGAAAAAGAUAAAUAAAGAAAAGUUGAAUAAAAGCAUGGUCACGAUAUUAUUAUAGAAUAAAUUAAAGAAAGAGAACUUAUAAGAUUAAAAGAUAAAGAAGAAUAAGAAAGAGAAGGAUAAGUUAUGCUUAAAUAAAUUAAAUAAUUGUAAUAGGAAGAAUAAUAGAAGGCUAUGCAAAAGAAGAUAUCUUAAUAAAAAGUUUAAGAAGAAAUAUUAGAAGCUAAUGAUAGAGCAAUUUUGGUUAAAGAGAAAAGAAAGUUAGAAGAAAGAGAAGAGGAAGAAAUGAUAGUCAAAUAUAAUUUAUAGAAAGCAUAGAAGGAAGCAGAAUUAUAGGAAGAAUAAAGAAGAAUCAAAGAAGAAAAAGAAAGAGAAGUUUAAAGAUUAAGAGAAAUGCAAGAAAAAGCAUAAGAUAGAUAGGCAGAAUUAGAUGUAUUAAGAGCUAAAAGAGCUAUGGAAUAAAAUGAAAGAUAAGCAAGAGAAAAGGAAAGAAGAGAGGCAGAAUUGAAAAUGAAAUUAAAUCAUGAAGUAUAAGAAGCUAGGAAAUUAUAAUAAUCAGAAAAAUAAGAGAGAUUAGAAGAAUAAGUAUAUAUAUAUCUUUAAUUAAUCUUUUAUUAGGCUAGAUUAGAAAGAGAUGAAUUUUAAAGAGUUAUAUAAAAAUAAAAAUAAGAAAGAGAGAACGAAUUAAAAUUACAUCAUGAAAAGGAAGCAUUAAUAAAAAAACAUGCUGAUGAACUUAGAAAAUAGAUAUCUCUUAAUGAAGAAAAAAGAAAAUAAGAAGAAAGAGACAAGUAUAUAUAAUUUAUUAUAUAUUUUAUAGAUUAGAAGAAGGUAAAAAAAUAAGAGAUAAAAUGUUAAAUGAAAAGAAAUUAUUGGAAAAUAUCAAAGAAACUAAAAUAAAGACAUUAAAUGACAACUUAAUACCAGAUAAAUAUAAAGCGGAAUUAGCUCGUAAGAAAAUUAAUAUAUUAAUUUGA
Paramecium sonneborni is the source of this 1668-nucleotide messenger RNA. NCBI's taxonomy places the organism in Eukaryota, Ciliophora, Oligohymenophorea, Peniculida, Parameciidae. The record is from the annotation of a GenBank genome assembly.